CUCUCUCUCUCUCUCUCUCUCUCUCUCUCUCUCUCUCUCUCGCUCCCUCCCUACUACACAGUGAUUCGGUGUACAGUACCCUCUGUCAUUCUGUGCUGGCAUGGUGCUUGUGCAACUGGGACUGCAUUUUUCGCUGAAGAGGCACAUAGAUAAUAGCGCAGGCAGCUCUGUUCUGUCUAUCUUUCCCCACUCUCUCCAUCCCCUUGUCUGUCUCUGAAGCAUUGUGGUGAGCAGGCCCAAACUCCACUGAACUCCACAGUGUCAGCUCGCCUCUCCUCAAUAUCAAGGAUGGGCUUUGUUAACCAAUAGAAUCAACUGGUAUAGAUCAAAACAACACUGCAUUUCUUCUUGUUUUUCCCAUUUCAAGAAAUAGACCACAUUUUGUGUUGAAUCUUAAGAUGUAUAUUUAGGUGAUAGCAUGCCUGGUACAAAAGAGCAAACAUCUGGACAAAAUCAGAGCACUUACUGUUAUUAAAGCAUUUGUUUUGUCUUCUUAGUUUUUGAAAAGCGGCAGUCCUUGUACCUCUACAAAUUACUGCACUAAUAUUUAAAUGUCCUGCCUGAGGUGAAAGGGUACUUUAAAACGCAUUUUCUCAAUUUGCAUAUCCUUUUUAUUGAUCAGCUCAUCUGAGCUCAAAUUUGUUAACAUAAAUGUGUUUUCAAAAGCUGCAAAAGCACUGAAACAUGAAUAUUAAAAGGUUGAAUUCUAUGCCGUGCCAGCUUAAGCCAUGUCGCCCACUGUGUGUGGGUGGUGGAAAGGGGAAAAAACGGAGAGGUGGCCUGCUCACCUGGCUUGAGUGGCUCUUCUGCUCCUGCGCUAUUGUUUAUGGAGGGGCACUGAGGGCCGCGCUGCAGCAGCAUAGAGCUUUUGACACGUGGAAAAAGGCCACAUCAGAGGUGCUGUUAGCUGUCACUUAGUCAAUAAUGGUAGCACUUACAGACAUGUCCUCUUUAGAGAGUGCACACACACACACAAAAGAAGGCAGGAAGAUGUUCAUCCACAAGCAAACAUAAAAUAAAAUAAAAUAUAUUUAAAAAAUUUAAAUAAAUUAAAAAAAAAUGUAAAUAUCACCAGCCAUGUUAGCUGAUAAAAAAGCAAAUUGAUAGAAAAGAACUUUGCAGGUGCCAGAGUGCCAUGUGCCUGGUGUUCAUUUCUCACUCAGCCUGAAAAUAGUGAUUCAAGUAAAUGCUUUGCAUGUCACAUCAACACACAGACUGAGAGUAUGUAAACACCUGCUCAGAUGCACAGGUCUGUCCUCCUUCUCUAGUGAUGGGAUCUGCAGUAGUAGUCAAGCUACUAGUGAAUGCAUCAGCCCAGCUUCUCGGAGCCCCUCCCCUGCCAUUUAUUGUGUGUGAUCUAUAGGCAGCUAGAGGUCUGUGGUACUUUAUUGGGAUCUUUUUUCUCUUUCUGUCUUUCCCCUUUGGUCUUUUGCUCUUUUUCUCUAACAUUGUUUUUGCAUUGCAUGUGUUAACUGGGUAGCAUUCAGUACUGUUUCCUCUCAACACUCUGUCUUAGUCAUCACUACACUUUUCCCCCCAGAUCCAUUUCUCCCAACGUCUCUUUCUUUCUCUAGUCCUCAAGUCCCCCCUCCUCCCUCCUUCCCCUCUCCUGACCCUGCCAGAGCGAUAUGCAGUGGGCAGCCUCAGAGCCACAGAAACCACACAUGCACACCUGUUAUCUAAGAAACAAAUGUUUACACUUUGCUGUUGGACAGGGAAGAUUAAUUUAUUAGCAGAUAAGGUUUUUGGUCUCUUUGAUUGGCCUCAACCUGUCACCUUAUGUUCAAAACUAAAUGACAUUUGGAGCCUUUUUACUCUGAUCCAAGCACUGUCACUGGCAUUUUAGGCAGGGGAACAUUUUAUCUUGGACUGACCAGGACUGUACAGAGCUAUGAGUGUUUAUGGAGAGCAGCAGGAAGUAGCCACCACCAGCAUUAGCAGUGUUGCAGCUGUCUCUGAAAUGUCCAACCUUGAACACAGUGGCCAUGUCCUCUAGUGCAUAUUGCAUGUGACCUUUUUGUCCUGCAGUACAGACAUUAGCAGUGUCUUAUUUGUUCCUGUAAAUUGUUUGACUCCUGCCACCCAUAAGGUUGGAUGAAGAGUCCAAAUUAGAGGUCAGAUGUCUUCUUCAACUUUGCCCCUUAACAGCCGUGAUCGACAUUUUGGUGCUUCUCACUUAGCACCAACUCUAACCCUUUGAGCGGCAGAUUUGAUGGGGUCAAGGUCAUUGCUGAGGUCCCCUAAAUAUUUUUAAGGUCAUCAGGAGAGUUAAAAAAAACACUACAUAACUAGUCAUUUGAAGAUGUGCUUAAAAUGCUCUUUGAUGAACUGGACAUAGCAGUUACAAUUGAAAUCACUAUAGCCAGUUAGCAAAUUAAAAGCAUUUCAUUGUAAACUAAUACAAACUUUCUGCAGGAUCCCUUGCACUCAAGAAACUAGUCGAGAAAACAAGAGUGUUGAAUGUUGGCAUUUGGUGUCUUUACUCAAUCAUACUUUGCACACUUUGCAAAAAUAAUUUUAAAAACAUUUAUAUUAAUUAGUGUCCUCUUGCAUGUUGUUUUCCCAAUGAGUCAGGUGAUGAAAACUUAAAGUAAAUCCUUUGAAGGUCAGUUUGACGUAUCUAGAGUUACCUCUUUUCAGUGCUAUAUUAUUUACAAGGGCAGGGUAGUAGCAGCUCUCUGUUUUUGUUGUUUGGCUCUUAAAGCACUGAGACAGUUGUUUCCAUUUAGUCACACCUAUCUGAGAGUGACCAGGAAUGUACAGAGCACCAAACACGAGGGAGCAGCAGGAGUUUAUAGGCAGCAACAGAAAGCAGACCCGAUCCGCCACCUGCACCUGCCAAAACACAUUCCACAGGGACCCGAGAAGGGAUCAUGUCUGACUGUGACCCUCUUUUUCACAAGACAGAUUCCUUAAAAAUGUCUUACUCGUCCUUGCUUUCAUCAAAAUCUGCAAAAUUGAAGUUUAUUGCUCAAAGGAAAAUCAUGGAAGGAUCAUUUUUUCUAGAAAUUAGUCGCUCCUCCUUAACUGGGUUAGUAUGUUGUCCUCAUUGAUAGAAUAGUAACACUUCGGGAGCAAUCUCAAUCGUAGUGACUGUCCAUGGGCACACAGGCACACAUACAGACACACACACACACGCACUCAUGGACAUGCUAAACCAUUAAGACUCCUUUAAUACUCUGAGGUCUCUAGGUGGAGUCCCCUGCAUAUCCCUUCCUUUACCCACAUCUCUUUGAUUUACCCUUUGCCAUGCACUGUGCCAAUGACAGCACAAUGCACACUCUUAAAACCACUCCUUCUUGUAGAUCUCUUUUGUUUGGAUAACAUCAUUUUAAUUUUUUUUCCUAUAUUAACAGUCAAUUGGUGGAUUUAUUGACAUGCCUACCUUAUUUUUUCUGUUUGUAUACAGUAUUAUGUUUGUUCAAAGGCAGAGAGAGAUUUGCAUUUAAGAACUAGAGAAGCUAGCAGAAUUGCAGUUGAAAGCGUUUGGCUGGUUUCUUACGUUGUGUCACGUGUGACUGUUCUUUUGACAGCCCAGUAUUUUAAAGCCAGGUUCGUAUGGAAAUGCCUUCACUCCACUUGCACUGCUGUUGGACUCGCCGUCGUUGCUUUCAUCCGUCUGUCUGUCUGUCUAUUCUUUUAGUGCAUUCAUCUGUUGUUCAGCAUGCAGUCCACACCUCAUCCCCGCCCUCCACACUUUGCUCAGCCCAUUCUGAUCUAAUCUAUUUAUUAGCAUCAGCAAUUGCUACUGGUGCCUCAUCCAACCUGCCCUGCCUGCUUUUUAUUUUGUGUUUUUAAAUCUGAUUUAGGCACAAAACAAAACUUUGGACACCCAAGGAACAGUGUGAUAGUUCUGUUAAAGGAGUUGCACUUAAUUCAAGGCAGGGCUCUUGUCUGAGCUUGCAAAAUUUUACAUGUCAUUGUGCAACCCUAGGUUGGGCUUAAUUCUCUUACUACAGUGUUACAAAAUAUUGAAUCUACUAACAGGAUGUGUGUAUGACUGCUGUUGGGGUAGAGCAGAAAUUUACAGUUCCCAGGCUGCUGGUUUAUUUUAGUUUCCUCUUUGUAAUAAGCCCCUGAGAUCAGCCUAAUCCCUCAGGCCAAUAUAAAUGUUUGUGUGGAGGGUGUUACUGCACCAUAAUGCUGCAGUACAGGACAGAAGCAUGCCCACUGUCAAGAGAAAGAGGGGGUGUGGAGCUCACUGCAGCAAAAUCUGCAGUGAGCUCUUGCUUUGCAGAGUGGAACCACGAGUCUUGCAGUCCUCCAGGCUGAAGGAAAUACACUACAGCAGCUCUCUAACCUUUAAUUCUGUAUAUGAAGGGCAUGUUACAUAUGCUGAUUCCAAUGCUAGGUGAUAUACUCCUUAAUAUCUGAAUGUAAAUCGAUACAGGCUGGCUGUCUCCAGUCCUCUUCCCACCAUGUAAGCCUCAGCAGAGACUCCUCUUUUAUCUCAUCCAACAGCGGAGGGGAUCUGACAGUAAUACAGAGCAAGUACAGCACCUACAUCCAUUACCAGGCCUGGUUAUGUGUGAGUGUGUGUAUGUGUGUUCAUGAAAUUAGAUGAAAGGGAGGGGAGAAAAAACAACCCAGCCCUGUUUCCCCAAAGGGAAACAGGAAGUGGCGCAGUUUAGUUUCUUUCUCAGGUGUGAGAGACAAACAUCAGCAGGGUCAUGGGACCAGUUCUAGUUUUGACAGGGAACUGCCAUUGCGCAAUAUUUUACAACUGAAGGUCUUUUUUUUUUUUUCUUUUUUUUUCUUGAGAGUUUGAAUAGGUGUCAGGCAGGAGAGGGCAACAGUUUGCUCUAAAAUUACAGCACCAAAAAUGUAUUAGGCCAAAUGUUAUCCAACUGAGACAUAUGGGCGGAGACGCAGUGUGUGCUGUGUGUGUAACCACCAUCCCCCCUUCACAUGCACUAACCCAUACUAGCCCAGCUCACCUCCACCACCCUAAAACUCCAUCCACACUAUGGCUCAGCCUGCUCUGUCCUGCCCCCCUGCCUCGUUCCUCUUCUUUUGUCAAAACAACUUCUUGAGCUCUGUUGAGCCUCCACCUCCCUGUGCCUGAGCCCACCUGAGACUAACACAGUUGGAGUUCUGUUGCCCCCCAGCCCACCCACCCCCCUUCCCUCUGUAUGUGUACCAUCCACAGUGCGCUACUAACACCGACGUUUCUUUUUGUUAAAACUCUUUAACAAAAAGCUGCAUGCUGUUUUUUUUCUGUUGGGUUUCAACCCAUUCACCUUCUGUUUGUGAAACUUGAUGUCCACUCUCUUUGUGAUUAUAAAUAUCCUUCUUUUUGUUUGGUUUUAUAUGUUUUUUUUUUUUUAAUUCUCCUUUUUUUGGUAGAUUGCAGCACUCUGGUGAAUGUUAGACAAGCCUGGAAUAGUUAUAAUCACAACAGAAAAACACUGCUUAUUAAGAAAUCUCAUUGUUUUCUGUUUAUUUGUGCUUGAGGAUGUACUGUAGUGUGUUAGUUGUGGGACAGUCUUGCAUUUCACGUAAUGUUUUUGUUUUUUUGCUGACCCAUACUAGUGAUAUAACAGUCUCAGUCAUGCACAUUUGGCCCCACACACUGCUAGGGAUUCCUAUUGUGCAUGUUCUCACCCUCCUCUCUAGUCUCUCCGAGUCAUUAUCAGUUGCCUGGUCACGCCCACCUCGUUGAUUUCUGGUUGUAUACUGUUUGCAUGUUUUUUCAUAGCAGUCAUUAGUAUUAAUAAAAAUGCGCAAAAUGCAUACUUUGAAUUGGAUGGCCAACCCUUACUUGCACACUUAUAAUUAAAAAUGUUUUGAAGGUGCUCUGCAGAAACAUACCUCCAGUGAGCUUCUUAAAAAGUGCUUUUUGUCUCAACAAAAUACAAAGAUACAGUGUGGUGAAAGGCCAUCUAGCUCACAAAGUAUGUGUUUUCCAGUGUAUGAAUACCAAUGAUAUCUAUAACCGCCAUCAAGGAAGAGGCAUCAUAAACAGCUUAAAUGGUGCCUACUAAUGAAAUACAAAUAGGAAAUGCCUACGUGGUUGGGACCAGACCGUCGAUAACAGACUGGAGACGCUAGAAGUGUCCCAAGAACAUGCACAAUAGGAACCUCUAGUGUAUUUAAGGGGCUUCAUGCACACAAUGUCUCCCUCUCUUCUACCUGCACACACACAUCCCUUCCUCACACCUGAAUAUUCCUCUCAAUCUUGGGCCUUGGAAUGGUAAUCCAAGGCCCCUUCACUUCACUUCUCUCGCUCUCUCUUUCAAUAUAUUUCUUUUGUGACAGCUGCAUAUUGUCCCAUGGUGCUCCCCUUUGUCAUGGUUAUGGAAUCACAGCAAGCUUGGAGUUUCUGGUCCUUGUUCUGUUAAUGCAAGAUUUCCAUACCUGUUCUGUGUCACUUUUUCUUUGUGUACUAAGAUCUUGCUCUGUAGUGGUUCAUAUAUGUAUGCGAGUGAUACAUAUAUUGCCCUCUUCCUUUCUCCUCCUCCUCUUACUUCUUGGUUAAUAGAUGUGACUUGUGUAUCUAUAUCAGCCAAAAGAGUAGAAAUGCUCAUGCCCAAUCUCUUAGCCCAAAACGAGGUUUUUAACCGCACUCCUAUUGUGGGAGGGUGUCCCGCUCUGCCCCAUCAUUGUUGACACAUGGUUGCUAGUUUACAGGCUACACAUAGCCUCAUUUACCCAUCAACCUCCCCUCACCACUCCUUGUGCUGGAAGACACUGAUGUUACACACUGUAGGUGAUGUGGAUGACAAUGACGAUGAUGAUGAUGAUGAUGAUGAUGAUGGUGGUGGUGGUGGUGGUUGUGCUGAUGAUGAUAGUGUGAUCUGUGUGUUUUUUUUUUUGUUUUGUUUUGUUUUGUUUUGUUUUUGUUUGUUUUUUGACCCGUGCCUACGGGGGAAAGCUCCUCUUAUUAUUGGAAUAUUUUUGGUCUUUUUCUCCUCUGUUCUCUCUGCUAGGAUAACAUCGGGCACCGGCUGCUUCAGAAACAUGGCUGGAAGUUGGGGCAAGGCCUUGGCAAAACCAUGCAGGGUAAGGUUUGUUGGAUUCCCUCUGUAUGUCAGUAUGUGCGCGUGUGCGUGUGGGUGUGUUUCUUUCUCCCACUCUGCAAUUGACCUCAAUGUAACACCCCUUUUACAGUGUAUUGUAGGCUAAUGGCCUCUCUCAGCUUCCUCCUUUUGCUUCAUAAAUCACUAAACCCUUAUUUCAAUCUGCUGAAGUGUAAAGUGUUUUUGAUUUGAACAAAGAACAAAAAAAAAUCCAUUUGAAAUCAGGUAGAUUUAGGAAGCCAUGAUUUCAUCACAUCCCGUAGAAUCAUCAGCUCCAUGUCUUUAGAUUUUAUUUUAUUUUUUUAUAUAUAUAUUUUUUUUCCCUCUUUGAGUGUCCGUGGCUGCUGUUGGGUAUCUGAUUGGCUGUAACCACGGCUCAGACUUUGAAUGGCUUGCAGAGUAGACAAGUUUUCCCCCCUCUGCUUGUUUGCCUGUAUCUACCUCCAAACCUGUGAUACUUUGUGUAUGUGUGUGGUCAUUAUGUGGGACUGAGAUGCGCGCGCGUAUGUGUGUGUGUGUGUGUGUGUGUGUGUGUGUGUUACUGACCGGGCCAUAGAGUCAACUUACAGGGAAAACCUCACGCCACCCCUCUGCACCCAAAAUGUCUCUGUCCCCAUGGUUACACACUCCCAUCCUCCCCUGUUCCUUUGCCCCUCCUGCACAGCAUGCUUGUCUCAGAGGUGCACUCCUGCCUGCCUCAAACUGUGUCACACUCAUCUGGGGCUUUAAGCAGUGUUGGAGGUUAUACACACAUGGGAUCUCACAUCAUAACAGCGCUCCAGAAGAAUGCACAGUUCAAAUCUACAUAGCAAUUGGUCAACCCUGUUUGUUUGAUGUUACACAGCUCUAAGCACUGCUAAAAGCCCGGCUGGCCCUUUUUCUCAGGUACAUUUUCUUUAUGUGUCCACCGUCCUGGGGGGUAAGCAUAUCCCAAAAUGAGCUUGCUCGUUGUGAGCUAGCGAGGAAAUGAAAAGAUCUCUGGAAGAUCUGCUGACCGGGCUGACAAGCGUCUGUAAGGCAAAAGGCUUGUAAGGGGAGAAUGGUGGUUGUGUCUGGCAGCAUCCAUUGAAUUGUCAGGGCCCAGAUGAUCACAUGUUGGGGGGGAAAAAAGAAAGAGAGAAGCAUGAUUAUUUCUCCCCUUAACAGAUGUUAUUUUUAAAUGUAAUAACCCAGGCAUGAUUUGUGGGUUGAUGAAUCUGCUGCCUUUUUCUGUUCAAGCUGAUAUGUCCUCACAGUCAGCUGUUUUUUUAAACAAUCAUUCCCUCACCCAGUACAGCUCCCCCAAGAGUACUUGUCUAAUUGGGAUCUUACUGAAUGCAACAACUGAACGGUUGUCAUCAGAGUAAGGUGAAACUGAUGAACAGAAGGGUAUUACUGAGAAGGGAUUUUGGGCAAUUGGGUACCUUUGGGGCAUCUUCUGGUUGAGAGAACAAGAUGAAGUCUGGCUAGGAGCCUGGGGACCGGGAUGGGUGGUUGGGAGAGAGUGGUGAGAGGAAAUCCCUGUAAGCAUUUAGCCCAGAGUGAAGGGAGGAGGUGGGGUUGGGGGGACACACUGAAGCCCCUCUCAUAAUCCCUAAACCCCACAACCCCACUCCCAACCCCACCCUCCCUUCUCUAUGUGCCUCAAUCUUCCUGCUUAACCAAUUGGUGUUUCUUUUUUACAGCGAUUUGAUCCUGCCCAUGUUGUGCUGAUGGUAAACUUAGUGGACGCACUGACCCUGUGCCCAUCAUCCUCAAAUAUGAUGUCAUGGGGAUGGGACGAAUGGAGAUGGAGCUGGACUAUGCAGAGGAUGCCACAGAAAAGAGAAGAGUGCUCGAGGUGGAGAAGGAGGACACAGAAGAGCUUCGACAGAAAUACAAGGACCAGGUUGAAAAGGAGAAAGCUAUUGCGAAGGCUCUGGAGGACUUGAGAGCCAACUUCUACUGUGAGCUAUGUGACAAGCAGUAUACCAAACACCAGGAAUUUGACAACCACAUCAAUUCCUAUGACCAUGCUCACAAGCAGAGGCUUAAGGAGCUGAAGCAGAGGGAAUUUGCACGGAAUGUGUCAUCCCGUUCCCGGAAAGAUGGGAAGAAGCAAGAGAAGAUGCUGCGCCGGCUACAUGAGCUUGCCGAGCUAAGGAAACAGCAGGACUGUACUCCAGGGAGUGGUCCCAUGUUCAAAACUACCACAGUAGCUGUGGACGGUGAGAAGUCAGAAGAUGGUGACAGCUCAGUGUCUGAGAAUAUCGCAGUGACAGACAGUGCUGCGGAGGGCUCAUCAGGAGUUAAAAGUGGGCAGGCUUCCCCUAAGCUAGGCCCAACCAUCAGUUUCUCUCUGGGGAAGAACAGCUCCUCCUCCCCAACCCCCACUGGGACAUCCAAAGUCAGUGUGUCCUUCUCCUUUGCUAAGAAAACUCCAGUUAAGCUGGAGACAGCAGCUGCUGUGUUUGCUGACCAUGGAGAGGAGGCCAUGGAGGGAGAAGAGGGACAGGAGGGAGAGAAGGCUGGAGGACAGGAGGAGGCAUCAGGCAGCACAGAUAGCCCCAAAGGAGGAACUGAAGGAGAAGGUGGGAGUGUGACAGGAACAGAAGAAAUGCAGCAGCAGGAUGACGGAGCCUCUCUAGCCUCUACUCUGAACAAACUGAAGAUGAUGAUGAAGAAGGAGGAGGGCUAUGCUGGACAGGAGCCUCAGUACUAUCACUAUAUACCUCCAGCUCACUGUCGUGUGAAACCCCACUUCCAGUUCCUGCUGUUCAUGAAGGCAACUGAUCAGUGUGAGAGCAAAGAGGAGGAAGACGAAGAGGAAGUGCAGGAGGAGAAAAAGGUUGAGGAUAGUUCUGAGCAGACAGAGCCCAAUGUUACUGAGUGUAAGACUGAGAAAGAACAAGGAAAGGUCGCUUCAACUGUUGUUCCAGAGCCAACACCUUCGUCACCUAAAGUGAAGACAGAGGAGGCCUCCUCAUGCACAGUAGACACUGCUCCCACAAUAUCUACCACCCCAGCACAGAAAGUAGAGAGUACGCAGGAUGUUCCUGAUACCAAUUUAGGCCCUAAAAUCCCUACAGGUCCUUUUUUCCCUGUCCUGAGCAAAGAUGAGAGCACUACCUUGCAGUGGCCCUCUGAGCUCCUUGAAUUUACAAAAGCUCAGCCCUCCCUUUCUUACAGCUGUAAUCCCCUCUAUUUUGAUUUCAAGCUGUCCCGCAAUAAAGGAGUUCGCGGUGGGAAAGUAGCAAAGUCCCCCAAGACUUGUGAAGAGGCUGAUGAUAAAGGACAAGAGAUGUCUGCUUCAGCAGCUGCAGCAGAUGCAACCACUAACCCUGGGCCCAGCACUGACAAAGAUCAACCCAUGAUGAAGGGAGAGUCUGGCCACUCAGAAGGUGAUGAACAAAAGCCAGCAACUGGCAGCAGUAGUUCCAAGAAGAAGAAGAAAAAGAAGAAGCAUAAGAAGUCUGUGAAGCACUCAAAACGUAAGGGAAAGGAAAAGGGAGCAGCAGAAGAUGGGGAAGGAGAGACUGAGGUCACACAAGAAAAACCCAAAAAGAAGAAAAAACACAAACGAAAGAAGAGCAAAAACAAGGUUCCAGAUCAUGAUGAAGCAGCAGCAGGUGAUGAAAAGGAGAAGUCAAAACCAAAGUCAGAAGAUAAAUCAGUUGCCUCCUCUGUUCAGCUGUCACCCGGAAUGGCAAGAGCUGCAGGACCUUCAGGAGCAGAAUCUGGUAAGAGGAAACGUCCUGCUAAGGAAGUGCCUUCCAAGUCUGGAGUAGAGGAAGGAGGGUCUGGAAAAGGCUCUGACAACAAGGCCAACUCCUCAGAGGAGCACAAUGGAACAAAGAGACAAAAGACAGACUCAAAUGCACCUCAAAGUGCCUCCUGUUCCACCUCAGCCCAAAAGAGUCCUGGCCCAGGCCGACCUCCCAGCAGUGAGAGUGAAGAAGAAGGGGGCCCUGCGACCCAGCGCUCACGCCAUCGCAGGUCAAGUCCUCGGGAACAGCGUCGACACCAUAGCGAAGACUCUGGGCGCUCCUGCAGCCGUUCCUCAAGGCGUGGGGAUAGACGAGGCAGCAGUCGGCGGCACCACCGUGGCCAAACUUCCCGUAGCCACUCAUACUCCAGCAGCUCAGAGCGCUCCUCAGUGGGCAGCAGUGCAUACAGCCACCGUAGCCACAGCUAUUCAGAUAGUUACAGUGACUACAGCAAUGAGGAUCGCAGGAGGAGGCACUCCAAACACUCGACAGACUCUGAGUAUGAACGCAGGGGCAGCCGGGGACGCAGGCGAUCCAGGAGACGCCAGUAUUCCUCUACAUCUUCAGAAGACUCGCGCUCACGCUCACGCAGCCACAGCCGCAGGAAGAGGCACCGGCGGCAUCAUCGGAGCAGCUCUAGGAGCUCCAGUAGCAGGAGCCGCAGCAGUAGUACUCGAUCUUGGAGACGCAGCUACAGCCGUAGCCACAGCUCUGCCAGCCGCUCCUCAAGUUCUACCAAGGGCUCCCCUCACCGACGGGGCCCCAGGAGCCGAGGGGACAGUGACAUACACCGCAGAGACUUCAACCGCUCUCGCAUCUACCGCUCCCAGUCUCCACGUUCAACUUCAUCACGAGCCCCCAACCGCAACAGCCACUCGUCCAGCUCACAGGGACUGAGGCCUGGGGGGUCUCGAGAUGCAGGAGAGCAGAGAAACACCCUUACUGCUCGCCAACUGCUGGAGAAGGUUCAGUCUAAGAAAGGCACUGAUGACCCUUCAACUGGAACAAAAUCUGGCAUUAAGAUCAAGGACCCACCACAAGGUUAUUUUGGUCCCAAACUACCCCCUACCCUGGGAAAUAAAGCCAUGCUUCCCCUUUUUGGUAAGCUGCAGUCAGGGAAGAAAACACCCAUAAUUCCCCUGACUAGACCAGAUGAGGGUGAGAAAUCAGCAGCAGGGAAAGGCUCUGAGGCUGAAGGAGAGGUUAUCCUGGUAGAGCCUAUAAGGGAGUUUCCCCCUCCACCACCACCUCCAGCUCCACCUGUACAGAAGGUUGAGGAAGCCCCACAGAUCACUGUGGUCCAAGAAGAGGCACAGCACCCCAGCACUGAAACCCAGGUACACCAUGAGUCCCGGCCACUGUUCGAACAGGAGCCUUCCAUAUUGAUGCCCCAGUACCAAGGAGAGGCAGGACAGGACCCUUCCCAGAACCCCAUGAUGGAGCCUCUCAUGCCUGAAAUGCAGCAGCAGCAGCCCCCCAUGCAUGCCUAUCCUGCAUACCCUCCACCCACCUUGGAAGAGGAAGGUAUGGAGGCGGAGGAAGACGGCCUGGCUCCUCUGGAGAGUCAGCCUAUCACAUUCACACCAGAGGAGAUGGAGAAAUACAGCAAACUGCAGCAGGCUGCCCAGCAGCACAUCCAGCAACAGCUCCUGGCCAAACAGGUCAAGACCUUUCCCUCUGCUGCUGCGGCUGCAGCUGCAGCUGCUGCAGCUGCAAACCUGGCCCCAGCUCCACCUCCGCCCGCCCUGCAGCAGAUCCACAUCCAACAGCCCGCUGUGUCAGUAGCAUCUGCCACCUCGAUCACCACAGUGCAGCAUGCCAUCCUGCAGCACCAUGCAGCCACUGCUGCAGCCAUGGGCAUCCACCCAGCACAUCCACAUCACCCACAUCCUGCCCAUGCGCAGCUAGCCCAGGUACACCACAUUCCCCAGCACCACCUUACCCCUAUCUCCUUGUCCCCUCUGGGCCCGUCUCUAGGUCACUCUCUGGGACACUCACUGGGACACGCUGGGUUGAUCCCUGCUCACCCCACAGCCUUCCUCUCUGGUCAGCCCAUACACAUUAUCCCAGCCUCUGCACUUCACCACACCCCCUUAGCUCUUCACCAUGUUCCACACACAGCUCUCUACCCUGCACUCUUUACUCCUCGGCCUUCACAGGCUGCUGCAGCUGCAGCCCUCCAACUCCACCCCCUCCUACACCCCAUCUUCUCAGGGCAGGACCUCCAGCACCCCCCAAAUCAUGGCUCCUGAGGAGUAACGGCAGUGAAGCGGCAUAUUUACAGCAGACAAUCAGGCGGAGACUCGGCAUGAGUUGGCUUGGUUGAGACUCGAGCAAGGGCUUUGAAAGAGGCCAUGUACAACAGUGACACACAGGAACCAGGAAGCUCGUCACCAAACCACCGUUGGAACUAGACUGCACAGUGCAGCAAGAUGUAGCCACCAAGUGGUGCUGCCUGUGUAGAAGUCAAAACUGACACUAACAUUUUAUUCUGACUCCUUUGAAUUUAUUUUCACUGUAAUAGCAAUGCUUUGCCCUGAAUUUUUGUUACACAGGGUGAAGAUGUAAAGAGACUUCUCAAGACUUUGGGAUGUAUUGACAAACUACAGGACACCCAUUUGUUUUGAAUGGGAAGCCAGUCAAAAAAACCACUGGAGUAUUUUGUUUUCCACAUUUGAAUAUGAUUGUUAUUUUGGUAGCCCUUGCUUGUUUCCUGCAGUCAGAGAGAGACAACAUGGCUGAAUCCUGUUGUGGGAAAGUAUAAGAUAAGAAGGAAGUGGGUUUGCCCCAGAUCAGAACAGCUCUGACUCUGUAAUGUAACCUGGUUGCUAUAGAGAGCCUGACUUAUUUUGUAAUUAUUAAUACUCUGUUUUGUUUUCAUACGACUACUUGCUCUCUAUUGGAUCCUUGGUCUCGAAACAACUUGUGAUGCAGUAAAUUGUACAUAUAUCAGUGUAUAAUGUGAAGAAUCCCACCAAUAUGAUGCCCAAAUAAAAUUAAUGCUAUGGUAUGGUAUUGGUAUGAAAUUGUCACAUAGGAAACUGCCUCUGAGUUAUGGGAAUUAUGUUUAAGGUGAUCACACAUCCCUCGUACUCAGAGGCACACGUCAUGUUCCUGGUGGUAAAGGUACACCUGGAUAACUUGCACUGAAAUCUGUACAUCAAGAUGCUGCUUUUGCAUCAUGUAAUUAUGAUUGUAGUAUACUGCAAUAAUUGUAUUUUUUGUUUUUAAAUUAUUUUCCAAAAUGCUCUUCAGAAGAAGAGUUGUGUUUUGCUUUUGUGUAAUUUUGUAAAUAAAACUGCUGUAGUCUAACCUGAAACAUUCUAGAGGUUUGAAGCUACUGUUGGGAAAGCAGAAUGAAUGACAACUUAGAAGGAAAAUGGAAUAAUGCAUGUGUAUUUUAUCAAGGCUAUUUCUAAACUACCCUGGCUAAGACGGGCAGGGAUGUAACGGAUAACGAUCUGUAAAACAGUAGCAACUGUAUGUAUUUUUUAAAUCUUAAUGCUUAAGCAAAUAAAAACUUGAGUAUA
Messenger RNA from Myripristis murdjan (pinecone soldierfish), 14274 nucleotides. RefSeq names its product G patch domain containing 8 (gene gpatch8). The transcript has 7 exons. Lineage: Eukaryota; Metazoa; Chordata; Actinopteri; Holocentriformes; Holocentridae. The coding region runs from base 8767 to 12996 and encodes 1409 amino acids. Gene Ontology annotation, cellular component: nucleus. The record is from RefSeq and is a predicted model, not a curated record. Gene Ontology annotation, molecular function: nucleic acid binding.